UUCACACCCCUGCACCCAUCUCGUCUUCCACCUCAUCACUCCCACUGACAGCAACUAGUCUACACACUCACCGCUAUUCAUCUCCUGACCCAAAUAUUCAAACUUUUAAUCCAUUCUUCGCAACAAGCUCCUUCAAAAACGAUGCAACAACAUCGUUUUAAGUACUUGGGGUUUACCUGAGAGUGCAUGUAAGUGUUUGAUAGAAUUCGUGUGUCUCAAGAAUUGUUAUGUAAUCAAGUAAGGCGUGGUGAAUCAAGUGAUUUAUCAUGCGGAGUUGAGGUUAACACAAGACAAUGCUAUUUCUAUUCGCUUUGUUUGGGUAUAUCAAAUCAAACCAAAACAGAGUAUAGAUUACAAUCAUCUGUAAAUGGAGUUGGGAAUUAAUCAAGUGACGAAAGAACAUCACUUCAAAUUCUGGAUUUUCGAUAAUGCUCCGCUCCUCUUCUUCAGCAAACGUGCAAUCAGAUGUCUAGAUACAGCUGCCAUUGCCAGAGAUGCUGCUGCCAUAACUGCAUUGGAUAUGGAGCUGAAACACUGAAAGGAGAUGUUGCUGCCAUUUUAGUGAAUUAAAUUACUUGGAUUAUGAUAUCCUAAAACAAUCAUAAUUCAGGGUAUUAACGAAGCAAGAGGCAGAGCAGUGGUAGAGUAAAAUAUAGUUAUGGAUCUGGAUACUCUGUUCGAUGCUGCCAUGGCCGGAGAUGCUGAAGCUAUUGCCAAAUUGGAGAUGGAAGCUGAUAGACUGCACCGAUAUCAAGAAACUAUCCUUCACCUGCAAUCAGAGGAGGGGAAUAUUGAACGUGUGAGAUUCAUUUUGAGGGAAUUUGCACACAAAAAUCUUUUAGCAAAGUUUAGUAGAUAUAAGCAUUCAGCACUUCACUUGGCUAUAUACGAAGGACGAACUGAAGUGGCCGAGGUCCUCAUUGAUGCAGCUCGCCAUUUGCCUCAUUCAGAUGAUGAUGGUAAUCCCGAAGUCACUUCUUUUCAAGCUUUUCUCAGGCAAGGUGAUAAAGAUUUGGACACUGCCUUACAUGCAGCAGUCUUGAGAGGAAAUUUUACUAUCGUUAAGCUACUAGUAGAGGCCGAUCGGACUGAUACACAUAUUCAAAACGACAACGGUAAAACACCAAUGUACAUAGCUGUGGAAAAAGGUCUCCACGAUAUAGCAGAGAUUAUCUCUACAACUUGCACUGCUCCAUCUUUGCUCGGACCUGAUUGUAGUACUGUUGUGCGUAUUAAAAAUCUGGACCAAGCUAAGAGCCCUGGUGGAAGCCUCUACAAGAUUAUGGAUAAAGAUGCUCUGUAUGCGGCUGCCAUUGCUAGAGAUGCUGAUGCCAUAGCUGCAAUGGAAAUGCAUGCUGAUAAAUUGAACGGAUACGAAGAAACUAUUCUUCACACAGAGUCCGAAAACGGAAAUACAGAACACGUGCGAUUUAUAUUAAGGGAGUUUGCAGACAAAAACCUUCUGGUCAAGCUUAACAAAUAUAAACAGACUGCACUUCACUUGGCUUCGUCUCAAGGACACACAGAAGUGGCGGAGGUCCUCAUUAAUGCUGCUAGACAUUUGCUGCCUCCUUCUCCACAUGAUGAUAAUAUUGAUGAUGAUAAUCCAGUUACUUCAUUUCAAGAUUUCCUUAGGCAAGCUGAUAAAUAUAUGGACACUGCCUUACAUGAAGCAGUUAAGAAGGGUAAUAUGGCCCUUGUUAAGCUUUUGGUAGAGGCUGAUACAAGUGGUAAACAUAUUCAAAAUGAUGAAGGCAAAACACCAAUGUACAUUGCUGUGGAAGAAGGGUUGAAUGAUAUAGCAGAGGUAAUCUCUACAACUUGCAUUUCUCCAUCUUUGCUCGGAUCUGAUUGUAGUACUGUUGUGCGUAACAAGAAUUUUGACCAAGCUAAAAGCCCAGGUGGAACCCUCUAUAAAAUUAUGCAGAAAGAUGCUCUGUAUGCAGCUGCCAUUGCCAGAGAUGCUGAUGCCAUAGCUGCAUUGGAGAUGCAUGCUGAUAAGCUGGACAUGAAUGACAGAACUAUCCUUCACAUUGAAUCCAAAGAAGGAAAUAUAGAACAUGUGCGCUUCAUUUUGAGGGAGUUUGCACACAAAAACCUUUUAGUGAAGCAGGAUGAUCAAAUGGAGACUGCACUAACCUGGGCUGCAUAUUUUGGACACACUGAAGUGGCCAAGGUCCUCAUUGAUGCAGCUAAACAUUUACCUUCUUCAGAAGAUUACAAUCCAAUUACUUCUUUUCAAGCUUUUCUUAGGCUUGGUGACAAAGAUAUGGACACUGCCUUGCAUAUAGCAGUCAUACAUAAUAAAGAAGAAAUUGUUAAGCUGUUAGUAGAGGCCGAUCCAAGUGAUACACAUACACAAAACAAUGAAGGUAAAACUCCAAUGUACAUAGCUGUGGACAAAGGGUUCAAUGAUAUAGCAGAAAUAAUCUCUACAACUUGCACAGCUCCAUCUUUGGACGGACCUGAUGGUAGUACUGUAGUGCGUAUUAACAAUCUCGAGCAAGGUAAGAGCCCUGGUGGAACUCUAUUUAAAAUUAUGGAUAGAUAUGCUUUCUUCGUGGCUGCAAUUGCCGGAGAUGCUGAUGCCAUAGCUAAAUUGGAGACGGAAGCUGAUAUACUGAACGAAGGUGAAGAAGCUAUCCUUCACGUUGAAUCUCAAAAUGGAUAUACACAACGUGUGCGAUUUAUUUUGAUGGAUUUCGCAAAGAAGUAUCUUUUGUCCGCGCUUGAUUCAGAUAAACACACGGCACUUCACUUGGCAGCAAAUAAUGGACACACUGAAGUGGCUGAGAUCCUCAUCGAUGUAGCUAGACAUUUGUAUCCUUCUACAGAUAAUGAUAACCCUCAAGAAAGUCCACGUACUUCAUUUCAAGAUUUUCUUAGGCAAUCUGAUCAAUAUGAGGACUCUGCCUUACAUGCAGCAGUUAAGAAAGGUCACGUUCCUAUUGUUAAGUUAUUAGUAGAGGCCGAUCCAAGUGAUACACAUGUUCAAAAUGAUGAAGGCAAAACACCAAUGUACAUAGCUGUAGAACAAGGGUACAAUGAUAUAGUAGAGAUAAUAUCUACAACUUGCACAGCUCCAUCUUUGGACGGACCUAAUGGUAGUACUGUUGUGCGUAUCAAGAAUCUCGACCAAGCUAAGAGCCCUGGUGGAACCCUCUAUAAGAUUAUGGAUAAAGAUGCUCUAUACGUGGCUGCUAUUUCCGGAGAUGCUGAUGCCAUAGCUGUAUUGGAGAUGCAAGCAGAUAAACUGAGUGGAUACUAUAAAGAAACUAUCCUCCACACUGAAUCAGAAAACGGAAAUACAGAACACGUGCGAUUUAUUUUGAGGGAGUUUGCAGACAAAAAUCUUUUGGUCAAGCUUAACAGAUACAAACAGACUGCACUUCACUUGGCUUUGUCUGAAGGAAAGACCGAAGUGGCUGAGAUCCUAAUUGAUGCAGCUAGACAUUUGCCGACUCCUGAUUCAGCUAAUGAUAAUACUGAUGAUAAUCCAGUUACCUCUUUCCAAGCUUUCCUUAGGCAAGCUGAUACAGAUUCUGACACUGCCUUACAUAUAGCAGUCAGUUUGGGUCAUGUGGCCAUUGUUAAGCUAUUAGUAGAGGCCGAUCCAAGUGAUCCACAUAUUCAAAAUGAUGACGGCGAAACACCAAUAUACAUAGCUGUGAAAAAAGAGUACUACGAGGUAGUGAAGAUGAUCUGUACAACUCGCACCGCUCCACUUAAUUUGAAUGCUCCUGGUUCUAGUACCACUCUAUUACAUAUUCUUAUCAAGAAUCUCGACCAAGGAAGAAAAGAAUUGGAAGAUGUGAUUAGACAAAUUAUAGAAUCAAUUAAGCGGGUACAUAAUAAUCUCAACGUACUCGAAAAGGAUAAAAGCUUGGUUCAGUUCUUCAAUAAAACCGACGAAAAGAGAUGCAUCAUUUUAGAAUUGGCGGUGGAGGGAAAUCAUUUGAACUUGGUUGAAUUGAUAUUAGCAGAAAAUCCAGCCUUUCACCCGUACGAGGACGAUGCCUAUUACCUUGAAAUGCAUGCUGUUGAGUAUCAUGCACAUUUCGAGCAAAUGUAUCCUGCUUUAUUGGGUAUCAUUCCUUUAAUUUACAAAAUUAUGGAUAAAGAAGUUGGUGGUAUGCUCAAGUUACUCACCCAAGCAUAUGAAAAAGGGAUUGAACGUGCUCGGUACAUAUUUCAAAUGCCCUAUGAGAGAGGGAUUGAACAUGCUCUAUACAUAUUUCAAAUGCCUGAAUUAAUUUCUGCUAUUAGAGGCCGCCAAAAAGAAUCCGUCAUCAGCAAGUUAAAGGAGUACUAUUCCAAAAACCUUGUAACCUUUGCUGACAAUCUAGGAUGGACUGCUCUUCAUCAUGCAGCAUAUCACGAAUUUGAUUCUAUAAUUCAGCCAAUGGUAGAAGCACAAAGAGAAUUCAAAUAUCCAUUUGCGUACGAAAAUAUGUUAUCAACACCUUUUCAUGUAGCAGCGGAAAAAGGAUAUACAUCUACAGUGAUAUGUCUUAUGCAGUCAUGGCCAUCUUGGUCAUCAGCAUAUACUAUUGUUGAUAAAGAUGGAAAAAAUAUUCUACAUAUGGCGGCAUUGCAAAGUAAAAAAGAGAUGAUACAAGGCAUUUUAAAUUAUUGUUCAGAAGAGUACAAGAAAGAGUUUGUGAAUAAGCAGGAUAACAACGGUGAUACACCUCUUCACAUUCUUAUCGAUCGUGGUUGCUUCAUUCCCGAACUCCUGAGAUAUGAAGGGCUUGACAUAAGGGUAGAAAACAACAAAAGAUGGACUCCUCCUGAUAUGUUGUAUUCUGAUGAGCAAGUUACUGAUGAGCAGGUACAAAUCAAAAUUGCACUUGAUGGUAUCCAAAUUGAUUCAAAAAGGGAUCUUUUUUCAAGUUCGGUCCUCCCACCAAGUAAACGGGUGAGAAAAGAUGUGAUUUUUAAUGAAAAAGCAAAACAGAUGAAGAAUGAAAAGAAUGCACUGAUAAAAAAAGAUGCUCAUGCCAUGGAAAAUUGUUUUGCCGAGGCCAUUGCUGGAGAUCCUAUAUCCAGAGCUGCACUGGAGAUGGAUGCAGCUAUACCAAACGAAUUGGGAGAAACUAUCCUUCACGUUGAAUCAAAGAAGGGAGAUAUAGAACAUGUGCGAUUCCUUGUGAGUGCGUUUGCGUACAAAGGCCUUUUAAUCAAGCUGGACAAAUCAGAACAAACUGCACUUCACCUUGCAGCACUUCAUGGACACACUCGAGUGGUUGAGGUCCUCAUUGCUGCAGCCAGACGUAAUUUGUCUUCUUCUUCAGCUAAUGAUGAUGCCCAUAAUCAAGUCAGUAAUUUUCACAAUUUUAUUAGGCAAGCUAAUGUUCAAGAAAGAAACACCACAUUACAUCUAGCUGUUCUAAGUGGUUACGUGGCAAUAGUGAAGCUCUUAGUGGAGGCCGAUCCAAAUGACAGUCAUGUUCAAAAUAAUGAAGGCAAAACUCCAAUUUUCAUAGCUGUGGAAAAUGGGUACAAAGAUAUAAUAAAGGAGAUGUGUACAAAUUGCACAGCUCUGUCUUUAGAUGGUCCUCAUGGUAGGACAACGGCUUUGCAUGCUCUUAUAAAGAAUAUCGGCCAAGUGACAAAAGGAGCAAACAACAUGAUUAAGAUGAUGAUUGAAGCAGCCAAAGGUUGGAGCAGUGCAGAGGACCCAUCACUUUUAAAGUUUAAAGAAAUCUUUAGUAGAACAGACGAGUCUAGAAGCACUGUCUUGCAACUGGCCAUGGAGAGAAACUAUGUGGAUGUCGUUAAACUGAUACUACAAGAAGAUCCAGCCUAUCAACCUGUUCCUGAAAUUAAAAGACAUGGUAUCAUGCGUUUAAUCUACAAAGCCGUGGAUGAAAAGUAUAGCAAAGACAUUCUUGAAUUUCUCUCUGAAGCUUAUGAAGCUGGAAUUGACUCUGAUCAUAAAGGUGUGCUUGCUUUGAUUCUUGAUAUUAAGAGACGUGAUGAAGACUCUGUAUUAGGUCACUUAAGGGAUGCUAAAUCACGCGUGACUUUUAAAGAAGAUAAUGGAUGGACACCGCUUCAUUAUGCUGUAUAUCAUGAAUUUGAUUCAAUACUUGGUGCCAUAAUAGAAGCCCAAGAAGAUAUUGGACAACAAUUUGUGUAUGAAAAUUUGGUACCAACACCCUUUCAUGUUGCAGUCAUACAUGGAUAUACUUCUACAGUUACAAGACUACUGCAAUCAUGGCCAGAUCCUUCUAGUGAAGUCAGUGCUGAUAACUCUCCAUACACAGUUGUUGAUGUAAAUGGCAGGAAUACACUACAUUUGGCAGCAGCUGCUAAUAACAAAGAAAUGGUACUAGAUAUUUUGAAAUAUUGUCCAAAAGAGUACAAGGACCAGAUUCUAAAACAGCAAGAUGAUAAUGGCGAUACACCUCUCCAUCUUCUUAUCUCCUGCGGCUGUUUUAUACCUGAACUCAUAAAAUAUGAAGUCCCAGAUACAAAGGUAAAAAACAAGAAUGGUUGGACUGCUCCAGAUAUGUUGUAUUUUCAGAACCUUAUUGUUGGCGAUCAGGUACAAAUAAAAGUUGCCCUUGAAAAUAUGGAGACAGAUCAGUGGUAUGGAAAUUCUUUUCUUAAAAGCAUGGAGAAGAAUGUUUUUGGAAGUCUUUUCAAGAAAAAACCAAACUCAAUGCUUAAAAGCAUGAAGAAGAAUAUUUUUGGAAUGCUUUUCAAGAAAAAGCAGAAUGUUUCUGAACGUUCAGUACUCCCAAUCAGAAGUACUAGUUUAAGGCUCCCAAAUAAAAGUGAAAGUUUAGUGCUUCCAAGCAGACGACAGAGAAAAGAUGUUCUGUUUAAUGAAUGUAAAAUCUCGCUGAAUGAUGCAAAGGAGAAACAGAAGAAAAAAGAACUACAAAGAUAUAGGGAGGGGAACAACAGCCAGAUAGUAGUUAGCGCACUCAUAACUACUAUAACUUUUACAGUAGGAUUUACUAUGCCGGGAGGUCUCCAUCAAAGUGGAGAAGUUGAUGAAGGAUCGGCUGUUCUUUCAAAAAAGGCAGCUUUUAACACGUUUAUGGUAUUAGAUGUUAUAGCUUUGCUACUGUCUUCAUGUUCUAUGUUCAUCUACUUCCUUGAAUCUAUCUAUGACGAUCCCGACCAAGUGUUCAGCCUCCAUGCAACAACAACUGGACUCAACAUAGUUUCUGUCAUGUUGAUGAUGUUAAUAUUUAUCACAGGAACAUAUGUGGUAUUAUCCCAAUCACCGGCCCUCGCCAUUACAGUUUGCGUCAUUGGUUCACUCUUCUUUAUUUUUGUCAUUGUUCACCUGAUGAAGUUUGUACGUUCUCGUCGAGCAAAGAAGAAUAGAGAUUGAGUAUGUCUGUCGCUAUCUGUUAUUUUAUAUAUUUAUGUAGUUCAAGUUAUGAUGUAUUGUAAAAGGACCGAUGCUAUCUAGCAGGAUGAUGUAGUAGACUAGCAGCUGUGAACACCCUGUUUAUAUUUUGUCAUUAUUAUUGCUAGGGAGCAUUGUUUUAUUAUUGGGUGUAGUAAGAGACGAUAUGUACUUUCACUUUGUGUUCCUUUGAUGUAUAGAGUGAAAAUUUUGGCACA
Molecule: messenger RNA, 7587 nt
Organism: Daucus carota subsp. sativus
Lineage: Eukaryota; Viridiplantae; Streptophyta; Magnoliopsida; Apiales; Apiaceae
Exons: 13
Coding region: 659-7351 (2230 amino acids)
Cellular component (GO): plasma membrane
Molecular function (GO): protein binding
Source: RefSeq, a predicted model, not a curated record